UCCCACUGUCUGCUCUACACAGGUGCUCUCGAGUUGUCGGACAGUUUGUCCAACGUUUCGUUCGUGUCGUGACCAUCUUCCGUAAAUAAAUGCGACAAAAUGCGACCGCAAAUAAUCGCGAUUUUCGCUUUGGUGCUUGCGACACAGUGCGACUCCGGAAACAACUUCAGAAAUGGGUAUCAAUUGGAUUAUCGGGAGAUAGCAAGACAGAACAAAAUAACCGAACAAAUCUUGCAAAACUACUUGGAAAAACGCUUGUUUCCGAAUAAUCAUCGUCCUUUGAAAGCGCCCACCGUUUGGGAUAUUUUACCAAGAGCGAGGAGGAAACCCAAUAAUAAUAUACAGGAUGUUCUCAACACUACUGAUGAAACCCUAGAAAAUGGGGAAUCGGAACGUGUUACUUUUUACAACGACGACACCAAAGAUGAGGACGAUUUUGAAGAUUGUCCCAAUUGCAUCGAUGAUUCGUUGCCUUCGGCCAAUCGGUGGACGAUGCCUUUGCUUAAACUCGGGGAGAAGAGGUACUAUCUAGGAAUUUUCUUUAAGGCAAACUACUUUCGAGCCACUCAGUAUUGCAGAUUUCAUGGAAUGCAUCUCGCCAGUAUAACAUCACAGGAAGAAAAUGACAAGUUAGAGAAAUAUAUCAAAGAUUUUGGUCUGGGUCAUGAGCAUUUCUGGACUUCUGGCACCGAUUUGGCCGAAGAAGGCCACUUUUUCUGGAUGUCAACCGGUCGUCCCAUCACCUUCACUAACUGGAACGCUGGUGAACCCAACAAUUUCCAGUACGAAAACGGAGAAGAGGAAAACUGUCUGGAAUUGUGGAAUCGAGACGGCAAAGGCCUGAAAUGGAAUGACUCUCCAUGUUCGUUCGAAACGUAUUUCGUGUGUGAAGUGCAACAUUGAAAGUGAUUUUUUAAUAGUGAUUUAAAUAAAAUCAAAGCCUGGGACUAUGAGAGAGACAGACGGGCUUGGACUGAAGUUGCAAGUGCGACUAGAAGUUAGAUAUUUAAUUUUUUACCGAUUGAUUUUAUUAGAGUUCGUAACCUAAGUCAUAAUUUUGCAAUGAUUGAUUGAUUGUUGUACAAAGUCGAAUAAAAAUAUAUUUAAUAAAAA
Tribolium castaneum (red flour beetle) is the source of this 1113-nucleotide messenger RNA. It is a transcript of the gene tfc, whose product is annotated as triforce. Bases 100 to 903 code for a protein of 267 amino acids. NCBI's taxonomy places the organism in Eukaryota, Metazoa, Arthropoda, Insecta, Coleoptera, Tenebrionidae. Gene Ontology annotation, biological process: biological process involved in interspecies interaction between organisms. Gene Ontology annotation, cellular component: external side of plasma membrane. The transcript is spliced from 5 exons. Gene Ontology annotation, molecular function: carbohydrate binding. The record is from RefSeq and is a predicted model, not a curated record.